AUGUAUUCAUGUUCAGGUGUGGAAACUAUUAAUAGCAAAAAGCCUCGUGUGAUCUUGCUGGGAGGUGGAUUAGCUGGCCUGAGAUGCGCUCAACAGCUGGUGACGGAGCAUGGCUUCAGCACAGAAAACGUUGUGCUUCUCGAGGCGUCGACGAGGAUUGGUGGUCGCAUCAGAACUGAUAAGUCCUUCAUCGAGGGAUUCUCCCUCGACUUGGGAGCUGAGUUGGUCCAUGGUGAUCAGACUUCGCUCUAUCGGCUCGCCGAGGAAAAGGGCUGGAAGAUGGAGGAGCUCAUUUCAUUGGCGCAGGGUGACGGGGGUCCAUUGCCGGCAGACAGCAACGACGGGUGGGGGCUCUUCUACGUUGGGGGCGAGAAACGCAUGCUUGCAUUGGACUCAAAGGACCCAGCCUUCGUGCACCUGAACGACUAUCUUGGAAGCCUGGCCGACUUGUGGCCUGCGAUCAAGCUCCAAGAGGGGCAACUCGUACUCGAGGACGAGGACGGACCAUCUGAGAUUGGCCCUAUGGAGUUGAAUCCUCCUCCCUCAUCAGGAGGAGAAGCGGCAGUAGCAAUUACAACAGCGAAAGUAAUAUCACCCCAGCCGUUGCAGCAGCGGGGGCAGCGGCGGCGGCAACCCCUCUCGCUGCGUGACGGGCUUGAGGCGGCCGGCGUGGGGAAGUCGAUGAUGGGCGUCGCUGAUGCUGGAUACGCGAACACUGUCGGGGCUGCUCUGGAAGACACGAGCCUGGCGGGCACGUGCUACGUGGAGCACGAGUGGGACGUGGACGGUGAUCGCACCUUCGUGCUCCAGACGGAUUGGCCUGUGUCUAAGGUGGAGUUCACCGCGUCAGGGCUGGCGACGGUCACGUGCAGGGAUGGGCGAAUAGAACAGGGCACGCACGUCGUGAGCGCCUUGCCGCUUUCGGUCCUACAGGAUGGGGAUGUGGAAUUCGUACCUCCGCUUCCAGAGGCGAAGCUGUCUGCCUUUCAACACAUGGGGCUCUGCAGCAUCGUGAAAGUGAUCCUCAAAUUCGAUCGCCGGGUGCUACCACAACUGCUGCACGGCUGCAUCUGCUCGGAGAGUUUUAUCCCGGAAUUCUGGUUUAGGCAUUUGCCUAACCUGCCCGAGGGGGGCUACACUAUGCUCGCGGUCGGCUUUGCUGCGGGGCCUCGCGCAGACGCGGUGACGUCUGUCAAGCCAGAAGAGGCUCUCAAGAAGGCCCUUGACCAGCUGGACGACAUGUUCAGGGGACGAAAGUGGCUUGAGGGUGGUGGGUGCACCGGUAAAGGCGAUUGGGAAGAAGCGGUGGAAGGAAACACCGGUAUUGCACCGGAGCACUGCGAACCGCACCGUGAGACCAGCGGUAGCGGGGGACAAGGCGAGGGCACACUAGCGGAGCUUCCGAGCUCAGCGUAUGUCGGAGGCCUAGUUCACGAUUGGGUGAAAGACGAGCCGUUCGUGCGGGGUGGUUAUUGCUACCCGCGAAUCGGGUUCGACGAGACUACUCAUGCUCAUCUGGCCGCUAGCAUCAACGGGACGCUGUUCUUUGCUGGAGAACACACCAAUACACCAACCGGGAUGACGGUCCAUGCUGCGAUCGACUCGGGAGAUAGGUAA
Ectocarpus sp. CCAP 1310/34 is the source of this 1617-nucleotide messenger RNA. NCBI's taxonomy places the organism in Eukaryota, Phaeophyceae, Ectocarpales, Ectocarpaceae. The record is from the annotation of a GenBank genome assembly.